GUGAGCGGUCAAUUCUCAAUCACUCCCAUGUCUCAGCUAGUAACGGAAAAAAACAUUAUGCACUAUCGACUAAACUGGAUACUAAACCCGAGUACAACGCAAGUAUUUUCACGAAAGACAAUAUAAAUGUAAGAGAGCACCGGCGAAUAGCAGCGAGCGCAAGCAGUCAACGGACAAGACGAGCGUGAGCGUGUGACGUAUAUAUGCGUGUAUCGUACCAUUGUAUAUUAUUAUUAUGUUACGGCUACGCGAGAUAUGCUAUGAUAUAUUGGGUACACGCGAGUCGCGCGACCUGCCCCGUCUUCGGGUGCUUCAGCGAUCGAGGACUAAUUUUGAAGAGCGACUGAUGCACGGACUGGUCAAGCGGUCGCUGAUUCACACGCGGCAGAGGUCGUAACGGCGUUAGCAUUGACUGUUUCGAUCGCGUUGUCGACCGUCUCUGACGACAGAGCCAGACUCGGUCAAGCCGGGACUAUACAUUUUAGAGAGAAAAGAUCCGUUGUAGGAUGCUCGAGUGCGGCACGGGGCGGGCGAGACUUUGAUAGUUCAAAUGGAUAACAACCCACGUCGCGUUCGUUCCUCGCGCUCGAGUUCCGCAAACGUGCCAUAAUUAAUUAAUAACGAGCAUGAGCAGCUGUGUACUGCUGCCGAACGCGGACCUCCGGCCUCGACUCGCAACAAUGCCUAGUCUCGCUGAGGGAUUAGCAAGUCGCAGACGAGCCUCGAGGACCGGGAGACCGCUUCCUUGAACUAUAACUUGUAGUGAAAAAAAAAUAAAAAAACAAAUAAUAAGAAUCGCGGAGUGACGGGUCUCGGGCCACCCAUGGAACUCCGCGAGAGGCUCAACAGAACUCGAAGCUAAAGCUUAGCUGAUAAUUAUAUAAAUGAAAGAAAUGAAAACAUUGUAUAGGACUUUAUCAGACUUAAGGUUCCCCCAGAAUUCCCCUUCAAGACUUUUUCCCCCAAGCGUAAUUUUUAGGAAUCGUGAGAUGACGAGUUGUUUAUAAGCCUGUAUGAUAAAAGGAAUUCGCGACGCGCGAUGUCGUCGUAUCGGUACAAAUAAUAUAACGCCGCGAUUAAUAAUUGCAAAAAAUGAUAAUAAGAAGGUUGGCGUUGAUUAUACUGUAGUUAAUACCGAGCGGGACAGACAGAGACGUCGCGCGUACGUGGAAUAUAAUCGACGGUUUUAAAGAUGAUGAUUAAGAUGAAAAUAAAGGACGAGACGCUUGACUGACUGACACUCUGUAAUACACAAACACUAUGUAUGUUUACAUGCGUGUUUUCACGUACUAUAAUCACGCAUGUAUACGUAUAUGUACAUAAAUGUGGAAAUGCAUAAACAUUUUUGAACAUACAAUAUAUACGUCAUUACACUUGUGCAAAGCGACACACGGUAAUGAUGAUGAUGUAAAUCGUUAGUAAUAUACAUUGAAUACGAGUAAUACACGAUACACACUGAUACAUAAUGUACACACACAUACACACUCAUCACGAAAAUGAUUUAAAAACAUUGAAGAUGCGCGCAACUGUGCUCGUUAAAGCACAAAAACUAUUAGCUCGUAAGCGAACAAACAAAAUAUAAUUAUUACAAACAAGUUAUAUUAUAUAUAUUAUAUAUACAUGCAGAAUAUGACGAGAGGAAAAAAGCUCUAAGAAAGCGUAAAAAAUCGUCGCGACAGAUGAGACGAAGAAAGAGAGAUAAAAAAUCUAAAUGCUAAAUAUUAUAUAUAUUAUAUAUAUAAAUAUUAUAAAUAAUGAAUAUAGGGUCUAUGAGACUAGCGUAGUUAGGCGAAAAAGAUAAAGUGAGUGAGAAAUAUAAGCGUGACCGUGAGAGAAUGAGAAAUUCGCGCGCGUGAAUGCGAAUAAUCGGGUGAAAGUUGAUGAAUUAAUAAAAAAAGAUACGCGAGCAUAAAUGCGAAAUAGAGGUGCGAAUGGCAGACGCGAAGAUAACAAAUUUUUCUGCGACGGGCGUGAUUGAGCGUAAUCUGAGGUCCUGUGAUCGUUACUAAGCGAAAUAUUUUUUUAUUUCCGAUAUGUAAACGCGUAAUGAAAUUUUGCGUCGUUUCGAACUUUUUACUUGCAAUAUAUACCGUUACGUUCUCGCAAUACUAUUAGGGAAAGCAAGAGAUUAAAACAAAAGUUAAACGGGUGGGUCUUUCGAAUGGGUAUAAAUGAAAAAAUCGAGACACUAUCGAUUGUUAAAAAAGAUAAAUAUGGCUAAUUAAAGGGAAUUGAUUAAAAAAUUAUGGGGUUUUUAAACGAUGGCGAAAAGGCACAAAAAAUGGAAAGGCAAGUCCGUUAUAGGUUCUAACGAAGAUAAAAAGGGAUUGAGCGCAAUCCGUUAACGAACGCCGCUUCGAUAACACCGGAGGCACGCAUUUUGUAGACGAUUUGCGCCCCUUUUAAAGUCAUGGUCGUUCGCGCUUUCGAUGGGGAUACCUUUCGACGAGUCCAGACGAUGGAAAACCAUAACAUCAACUAAAAAUCAUAAACGAAAAACUUAUAAGAGAAAAUGUCGUUGACCGAAGACUAGUCACAUGUGGCGACGUUCAAUUCAAUCUCGAGAACACGAUAGAGCGAUUUUUUAGCCAAAAAAGUACUUUAGACACGGUAUUCGGUGCAAUCAAAAGAUACGAGAUAUUCCGCGACCUUUUCUACUGAAACUUGUUAAGCAAAAUAAAUAAUUCAGUAAGUUCCAAAAUGAUCGCGAUCGCGAGAACGAAUUCAGCGUUAGGAAUUGCGACCAGUUAUUUGGUCAGUCGUGCAUUUUUGUUUUUCGAUAGAAAGAAACGCGUAAUUCAAAUAGCCGCGUCGCCCAGGGCCUUUCAACUAUCGGGACGAGCAAAACAAAAAGGAAAAUUUUCAAACGAUCGCUAAAGGAUUCAUCGUAAAGCUACAUUUUAUCGAUCGGCACCGCCUCGUCUCGGGGCUCGCUUAACGCUUCAGCCAAAAAAUGAGAAAUCAAAAAUCUGUACUAUUCUAAUUGCAAUCAUCACCGUUUCAAAUUCAGACUAACUUUGUAUUGUUGGAUAUUAUUCGAGUCAAAAGAUCGGAGUAUGUACCAAUGAAGAAAUAGAAGCCCUCUUUGAUGAGAUAAACCUUCGGAGUUUUCUAAAAUCGUUAAGAAAAUUGAAGUGGAGCCAAGCGAGCCCCCUGUGAUGCACGCGCGACGAUCAUUGGUCGGUUUUAAACAUCGGUUUUUCUUAUUAUUUAACAGGAAUAAUGAGUAAGUAAGUAAUUUUCACCCCCAAUGAUGAACUUUUUCGUUACAGAGAGUUUUUUCCUCGGAUUAAGUAGUAUGUAAAUACACCUCUUGAUAUUCACGCAAGCAUAAAGAAUUACAAUAACUUAAACGAGUACAUAAUGCAAUAGGGUUAGUUUUUCUAUGUAAAUACCUAAAGCGCGGCGGCGAGUGCAUACCCUCGCCCGCGUAACCAAACGAUAAUAUACUUUUAUCGACCAGAGCUUCUGUUUUGUGCGUCGAUUCGCGCGGGCAAAUGAUUAUAACUAGAAAUGGAGAUAAAAAUACAGCGGACGCGCUAUCCGCGAACGGCCGCGCCUACCUCGGCACGGAUGCACACUGCAACUUUCGCGGAGCAACCUUUUUUGGAAAUAACGAUGAUCACACUGAGUGCAAAAAUGAGAAGCAGUUUUCUCGAAAAAAGGCCGACAACGGAACUAAGAGUCUUUACCGUGACGAGGUGCGCGAGACGUUUUGUAAAAGGCUGGCGCGUCCGCGCAUUUGUCAAAGGGCCAAGCGGCUUCGAUCGGGAAAAUUCUUGUUUUUUCUUUCUGCAAUGAAUAUGAUAACAAAAUGCAAAAACUUACACGGUUGAACAAACAAUGAUUAAGCAAAACGAAAAACGCGACACGCGGCAUACAUACAUAACAUUCACACUGACACUCACGAUGAGAAUAAGUGCAACACACUCCCUGGCAUUGCGAUGGUUGUACAAUUAUGCAAGCCUUUCUAAACUGAAAAACGAUAUGCAACAUGUACACUUUUUACCACACACACCUUGCACCCACCGGCACCACGACUGGCCGCCUCCACACACAUGUCACUGGUAGGGACCAACGUUAUUUGUAUCUCUAACCCGUACUUUUUUUCGCGUUUUACGGUUGUCACAGUGCAAAGCUGACUUUCCUCGAUAACCCGUCCCUUCUUCCCUCGGAAAAAAAAAUAACAUUUUCAUCAUUCGACCAACAUUUGGUGGCUAAAUGCUUUUCGCACUAUACUUCCCUGGAAAAAAAUAGAGCCAAAAAAAUGCUCACAGGUGAUCGACGCAAGCAUUUAUUCGACGCGAGCAAAUAUAAAGGCAAACCAAACUUGCGCGAGAACUUUUCAAAGGCGUCUAAAGGCUACUGUGUAGAUUUUUACGAACGUUCGAGAGUUAAAAGCAAAAUAUUGAAAAUCGCAAAAUCGUGUACUUUUUUACUUUUCCCGGUCCCUAAAGAGAACAAAGACAAAAAUCAGCAAAAGCAUAGAUGCAAAUCGAAAAAAACAAAACAAAAACAAACACCAACGAUACAAAAACAUCCAAGUACCUAAUACAAACUACAUCCACAUCACGUCGAUGACGUUCCUUCACUGACACACUGCAACAACAACUGUGCAUCAAAAGAGCCAUGAGACCAUCGACAUGGACGUGACAGUUUAUAUCGAUGAGCGAAGGAGCGAAAUCAACGGAGACCCGGUGCAUCCACAAGCGUUUUUCUAACGCAGGCCGUAUACUUCGAUAUUCGGCUGCCGAACGAACCAAACAUAAAUUUUUUCAGAAAAAGUCAACACACGUUAAAGAAAAAAAUGAGAAAAAAUGUAUACUCAAAAACGAAUUCGCCCGUUAAUGCGAGCCGUGCCCCGCGAACGUGUACAAUAAAUAAAAAACUCUCUUUUUUAAACAUUAAUGGAAAGGUGAAUAAAAAAGAAGACGAUGGAAGAAGAAGCACAAUUUACAAAUAGCUCGUAGUGUAUGUUCUGUAAUCGAUUGAAAGUUAAACCGCGACGAUUCUUAAACGAAACGUGUAACGUAAACAGUAAAGUAACGAAGUAAAUAAAUGAAUAAAAAAAAAGUGAGUCGACGCGUCGCAACGAGCCGACGUGGAAGCUGACGGCCGUACCGGCGCGCGGCGGUCGUUGGCCAAAUUGAAUAAUGAGAGAAACGUCGCGCGACUUGCGGCGCCGAGACGCAAAAAAGCACAAAAAAAUUUACAAAUAUAUUGAUUUACAUAUGCCCGUAACUCGUAAGAGGGCCAGCGGCGCAGACGAGAGGAAACUCUACUCGAUUGAUGGAAAAAAAAAUACCGGAGCUUCGACUCAGUCCUCAAUUCGCGUGCCUCGCGCGACGCGUAAAAUAAAAAGCGCAUGCUCGCGCGCGCGGCUAGUAGUCCGCGGCGAGUAUGGUCAGACGCGGUAGCGGUCAGGUAGCGCUUCGCCGCAAAGCCAACACGCCUCCGAUGAAGGCGAAGCGCGCGACCCGAGGGAACACCCAGAGUACUGGCGAUUGACGGAAGCGAGAACGAUAGCCCCGUAAUAGGUAGAUAAGAGUGAGCGCAUCUCGCUCUGCAAAGCCGGCCCUGCCCAAUAAUCUUAAUCUACUUCAUGUAAAUUUGCCUAAAUGUUUAUUAAUCUAAAAAUGCCAUAGCCCGGAUGCGCUGGUGCAUACUCCCAGCGCAUACACAUUCACAAAUACGACUCGACCUUAUCAAAUGAAUCAAUAAUGCCCGUGGGCGCGAAGUGUCGCGUCGCGGGCAUUCGGCCUCGGCGGCGAAAUUGGUGAUCGCCGACCGAGCCAACCCACAGACGCGCGCGGCGUCACGCACGCUGCGCGCAAACAACAACGAUACAACGACAUUCAAUAUAAAUAUGCCACUCCAGAGAAACACACAGUUUAACGGCGCGGACGCGGCAAUGCCCAUGCCGCGGUUCAGCUGCCGACCGGAUUACAAAAAUAGAUGAAAAAAAUAAAGCCCUGGUUUUUUGGAACUGUUCAAGGGACGCGCGCACGGCCCCACGCGCGCGCGGCCCCCAUUCACAUUUGCAUACACGGGAGGCCUCGCGGCCUCUCACAACACGCUACACUUUACAAGCUACACACUCGACUACACACUCUGAUACACAUUCGGUAAAAUAAAAAAUACACACGCUACGGAUAUGUAAAGCCAAUUGAUUUUGUAAAUUGCCCAAAACUUUGUAAGCUAGAGGAAGUAUCGCGUAUUUGGCUACAACCUUCACUGGAAUCUCUCGGUCACUCGAUAUGACAAUGGAAUUCAGAGUCGACGGCCUCCGGGGCGGCGGAGCGACGAGCCAUCAGCCGAGCGAACGCCGGAAGACCGGGCGCCAAUUGGCGGGGAAAGAUUUUUCUUUCCCCGCCAAUGAGACACGAUGGCGAACGGCGUGCCGCGAGGGCUAGUCGUUUUCCCCGCGUCGAACGCCCGUCGAGCCGAUUCGGAAAGCGCGAGGAGCUAAAUUCUUUCGUGGAAGCUAGGAGACGAAAAAGAAAAAAAAACGAACAAAACAGUGAGAAAGAAAACUUCGUACGUUGCAAGAAGGAUAUUUACAUUCAACGGCGAAUUCGCGGCCUUUGUUUGGAUGCACGUAGAGGCGUUUUGAGAAAAGGAAAACAGCAACAACACCCGGACACGACCAAUUACAUCUCGGUAGAAUCUUACCGACAUACACAUACCCCGGAUAUGACGAACUCGGAUUUGACAAUAAUCGAGCUCGGGGCCGAUGCAUGUAUACCUAUCGGCCCCCGGCGAUCCAACAGCCUGACUAUAGAUAUGAAUGAGAGAUGAAGAAGCCGACAGUGAAAAGACAGAGCGAGAGAAAGAGAGUAUGCAGAAAGGCGGCGCGACACGAGGAGGCAAACGAAUCACAAUACAAAGAACGUCGCGCCGCCGCACACAAUAAAGUCCGGCUUUUAAACAAAAAGUAAUAAUAAAAAAAUGAUGAUGAAGCAGUAAAUAAAUGCGGCUUUAAUCAAGCAAAGAAAGUUCAUUUGUUUUCGAUCGGGUUUUAAUUUUUUAAUGAAAUAAUCUUGCAGUAAAACGAAUACGCGAGCAGCGCGCACCGGUUCCCCCAGGUUUCUCAGCCGUGUCUGCAGAGACGCGGCUGAUCGACCGCUGAGCUGACGUGUGCUCGCGCGUAUUCCCGAUAUACCGUAAUAAUGCGCAGCAAAUGAAAACCGACAGUCUAUAGCAGUGCGAGCGCCUCGGCGUCUACACGCGUCUUCACGCGUGCGGAUCACUGUCCGAGCCUCCGUGAUUAAAAACCGGAAUAAGUUGUUUCAAUGUCCACUAUAUAAAACGGGAGCCAAUAGUUGUUAAGACGGCGGGUCUCUGUGUCUUCUUCUUUUGCCCAAUCACUCUCUCUCUCUCUUUGGAAUGCAGUCGAAAUUUCGAAAUUUCGGAAACGCACGUAGUCAAAACGAGAAUAAUACGAGUUUCGGAAGAUUAAGAAAAAUUGAAAAAUCAACUCUUCGGAGACACUGAGUAUCUAUCGAUCGAGCAGAGAGCACAGAAGACGACCCGCCGCGCUAUCGCUGGCCGGUGGAGGCAACAUCUGGAGAUUUUCCGAUUUCCGGACUGGACCCUCCCUCGGCGAGUGUAGCACUUUUCAAAAUAUUCUCCGAUGUUUUGUUCAACGGGAAUAUACUUUUUUUUGUCCCCGAUGCCCCCAAAGUUCUCAUCCUCCGCAUGCGAGUCCGAGAAGCCGACCGAGUCACACUGAAAAUUCAAUCCGUGAAAAGUAUAUGCACUGAUCCUUCCGCAUAAUUGGCCUGACGUAUAACGUACAGAAUGAUAUAAGCCGUCGAGUGGGUGCCUCUGUAAGGGUUUUUCCGUUACAGUAACAAAGAUUUUUCUCAAAUAUAAACCACAACAGUUAGUAGUGCUAGUAGGAAACAGUAAUUACAAGUGUACCACAGUUAAACAGUUGAUAAGUAUAACUUAAAUACAGGAAGCACGUCGUCGUCUUUCUCAGUGUCUGCUCGUCGUUUAUGCAACCGCAGUCAUCGCGCCAAGUGCCGACAGACGUAUAUUCAUCCGUACGUCUGUCCGAGAAAUCAAAGAACCGCGAACAAAAACAUGAACAAACAUUUCCUGAUCCCGAAAUACUAAUAAGAGUCCUCCCAUACUCUUCCUCUGGAGGGUGGAGGCUCCUCUUUCGGAGGACGCCUCUACGCAGCCCUCGUCAAUGUCAACAAACCCGCACAAUCCCUGAAAUUGAUCUUCCAAUCCAAAGGAGAAAAAUAGAGAGUUCUUCCAUUGUUUUGAAGGCCAAAUCCCCCGUCCAACAAAAAAAGUAAAAAACAAACCUGAAAAAUGCCAAUCCCACCGUCCACGUCGAUUGAGUGCCCCCCGCCCCAGAAUCCCCGUGUGAUCGUUUCACUCGUCUCAAAAAUUCCAUACCCUCACACACAGUCACACGUCACGCGGGAAUCUACGCAUAACGAGUAAUUUAUUGAUAAAUAAAUGUAACUAAGUGUUUGUAGUCUAGACAAAGUACGUUGUAAUGUACUCCGAGUAUAGGUGGGAGAUAAGGCGCGAUGGAGCCGUUUAUUAAUAAAACUUUACAGGAUAACAGAAAAAACACAAGCAGAUUAAGUAUAACCAUAACCGCUCGAUUGUCAGCAGCUCUCACAGCUCUUUCAGAGUACAGCCAAGAAAUAUUGUUGAUUAACCACAGCUAAAUAUCCAUAUUCGCAUACAUGCAUAACUACUUAAUUAUUAAUUACCGUAUCAAGAAUAAACAGUGUUUAAAUAAUAAAGCGCGAUCGCUAUAUCACAUAACGUCGCGCACUGCAAGCGCGGAGGCACUUACUGCGGCAUCGAGGCAUUUAUGUAACAAUAAAGAGCCACCCCACGACUCGGCGCUCGGACGCGAAUCGGAGGGUAUCCGAACACGCGAGAGACUCUCUGUUCUCGAUUUCGCCGCUGCACUCGCUGGCUCUUUCCUCUCCACCUGCGCGAUGAUCUGAAUGCCACGCCAAAAGAACUGGCGCUACUUGCUACAGCACAGCCAGCUGCAGGCGAACGAGAAAGGGGUGGGCUUCGUGUUCGGAUUUCCCUUUUUCAUUGAACUUUUUCAACGAGUGCAGCCUUAGGUUCUUUCACUUAUGGCGUUGCUUUUAAUGAAAACACAAUACAAACCCCCAGAGCCCCUUCAAAAAUUCCUCCAACAAGCAAGACCCCCACCUACGCCCCCACAACAAACCCCCUCAGUCUCACAAAUAAAAAACGCGUUGUUUCAACUUCGUUCGCGAACUUCUGAGUUACGCGCCGACGCGACAACGUUCCGGGUACACUUCCUCUCGCGACUGCGACGAUUCGAAAAGUUCAAAUUUCUACAACUCGUACCUACUACUACGCUGAGAUGCAGUGGAUGAGGAAAAAAUCAACGAUUCCGGAAGCCUGUGAUAAAGUCAAGGGAGUGUGCCCCGAGCCAAAGCGUCGACGUACAAGUUGAACGUUACGUUUCAAACUUCAAACAUUUACGUACAGUUAGUUACCAUGUAAUACAAGUACAGAUUAUCGUUGAUUUGCCGAAGGUCGGAUCGCCCCGUAUCGCUUUGAGCGGUAUUCCGCCACAGAGGUAAGGCUCGACAAGGCGAUACGAGGACACAUCCGACUGACUUUAAUGGUAUCGAUUGAGUUUCGUCGAAGUCCCCUUUUGGGCAAACACACCGACGCAAUCCCGCAUUAUUUCCGCCGGUCGAACCGGGCGCAAUUCCUUGAUCUUCCAAUGAGGACGCGAAGUUCAGACGAAAUUCCGCGUAUUCGUCUAGUAUUGGUAAUCUUCAAUUCCGCAGUUAUAAGAAAAUAUUAUUAUACGUAAAAAAGAUGAGCUUCCGAAUGAAAUUCUAUUCUAGUCAAAAAAAAAAAAAAAAAAAAAAAACGGUACAAAGCGAAGGGAAAUCUUUGUGAAAAUUCCACAAAAGUGGUUUUACUUGGAAAUCGUGGGAUUGCCCGGAGCCCGGCGGGACAGACUGCGAUACAACAUCAGCGUUAACAAAAUAUAGCCUCUUUUCUUUGCAUCAAUGUCGAUCGAUCGGAUUUUUGAAUAUCACGGUCGAUCGAUCGAUCGGUCGGUCGAUCGAUCGGUCGAUCCCUGUAUAAGCAAAAGCGACACUCUUUCAAAUGGAUGUACAGUGCGAAUGAAUCUUUCAAAGUUUCUGUUUGACAAAAUAAUUCUAUGUAUCCCAGCGCUUUUGAAUUGCGGGCUUGAUUUUUUUUCGGGCGCGGAUCCUCCCUUCGACGUUCAACUGUUGAGAAUAAUUGGCCACGAAAGUUAAACUUUAAGUACGAGAGAGGUCAAGACGAACCGCGAGGGAGGAUCCGUGCUGCAAUGUGCCCGACUAAUGUUCGAUAUCGCGGUUGACUAAUGUAGUACCUUUUUAAUUUGUUAUUUUAUACUACCAUAGGAGGCAAUUGAAGGCGUAUUUUACAGAAAUACAGUAAUCAUGAUCGAGAGUAAAAUCAUUUGCACGGGAAUCGAAUUGAAAUCAAAUGAAAGCCAAAAGAUCGGCGAACUUUGCUGGAAUAUCGUUAAAGCUUGUCUUUCGUAGCGGGAGAAAAAUUUGAAGCUCGAAAAGAAAUUCCGAUGUUCGGGGGAAGGGACUAAAUUCGUACGGAGCCAGAGUUGAGAUAUAAGAGGGAAAAGCCACGUGUUUUUUUUUUAGAGAUUCUCUUUUUUAUAUUAAAUAUAUGUUAUACAUAUUAUAUAUUUACGAUGAUAUUUAUGUACGUCGAGCCGAACUUGUGUACGUAAAUAGAACAACUCGUGAGUUAGCUCUGUUAGGAUUAAGUUUCUUUUUUAUAUGCUCGUGGUAGUGUUAAUUAAUUAAUUCUAAUCAGUUAUUGUUGACAUUGAAGGUGUUUUUUUUCUGUGACGCAUAGUAGCGGAUGCGUCAAUACGACUGAAUGUUCUGUUUAUUACUAUUAUUUUUGUCUUUUUAAGAUUAACCCACUCUCGCUUAGAAUUAUUAUAAAAAGUCGGUUGAAGCAGAUCCAACUUAUUAUCGAAACUUGUCAUUAAUUAAGCAUGGAAAUCGUUCCCAUUCUUUCUAGCCAUUCUCUCUGUUUUGUCUUCUUUAUUUUUUAUAUAAACUAUAAGCGUUUUCUCGCAGGCGAUGAUCUAGUAUCGGGCUUUUUUGACUUUCCGCCUUUACCUUUUCUAUAGAGGAAAGUAGUUUAGAGAAAUGCUUUUUUAUUGUUCGCGCUCUCGCGAUUCGUUCGCCAGAUUGGGUCGAUUCGUUUGUACCAGAGUUCCUAUGAGUCGAUUCGUAAAAUUAUGAAAAUGUGAGGUGAAUCCACUGAAAUUGAGAAAAAUUAUUUGUAAACUAUAGGAUAAGCGACGUCGACCAAUUUGACGAACGAAUUUCUACGCUUCGCUUACUAGUCAGAAUUGGUUUUAAAAAAGAAAAAAUAACAUUUGAAAUUAUUCACUUUUAACGUCGUAUCGUUUUUAUGAACUCUGUAUGAUAAGUAAUGAACAAAAGUAAAUUACCGGUCUGCGUCGAGCCUGAGCGUAAAUACUACGGUUCUUUAGUUACUAUUCUGGUAGAGAGUAUCGCGCGCGCGUCAUGAUCGGCGUCGAAUACACGUCGUAUUUUUACGUUACUAUUAUAAUUUUUAAUUAUAUAUUAUUAUGAUCAUUAUUAAUUAAUAAUUAUCAUUGCGCGUUAUAGACUUAAAUAAAUUUACGUUUUUUUUUUGUACGAGUCACUGCUAUAAAGGAUUUAGCGACUACCUUCUAGCAAUUCAUAUAGUUGCAUUGUACCGAUUAAAUUUACGUUUACAAAUAUAUAUGCAUAUUAUAUUUUAAAAAAUGGUUUAUAUAAAAAAAGAAUGGAUACAAGCUACCGCUACUUGCUACUCGCUAACUAGAAAUUUAUUUUUUAUCAUAUUCUUUUCUUAUAUUUUUUUUAUAGGUGAACAUGUUGAACCAUAAUUUGCCUUCGUUCUCGCGUGUGUUUUUUUUAUUACUUGAUGUGAUAUUUCUAGUUUCGUGUGUGUAAUAUUGUUCUCGUGAAAGGUUUUUUUAUAGUUGAGACUUGUCCUUUUGAUUUUAACGAUGAGGGGAGUUGAAGAUAAAACGAGCUGGUUCCAGUGAAUUACAAAAACGAAACGUAUGAACGAAUAACAAGUAUCGAUUAUGUCUCUUCUUAAGAAUGUAAUAACUAACAAAUAUCUCUAAAAUACGCUGACGAUUGUCAUAAGAAAUUUAGGACACGUGCAUUUAUUAAACAUUAUAUCGUUAUACAAUUACAUCGGCUGCAUCGAGAGUUCAAGAUGCUUUAAGAAGGAAGCACAAAUUCAUUGUUCUUCUAGUUGAAUAUAUUUUAGGAAAUAUAUAUAAAUAUAUAUAUAUAUAUAUAUUCGUUUUUGUUACAAUAAAAGAAAGAAAAAUAAAUAAAUUUUUACAUAAUAUAGUAAUUUACGAGAAAAAAAAACUUUGUAAAGCGUCUCGAACUCUUGUUGCGCUUGUUAUUAUUAUUAAUUAUUGCUAUUAGUAACGAUUAGUUAUAUUAUUGCUACUUCUAUAACGUCUAUCUAUUAUUAUGAUUACUAUUAUUGUCAAUUAUUAGUUAUCGCUUUUGAUCGGUUGAUUGACGAAAGAACUGUUUGAUCCUAACAUUUUUUAAUCUAUAUCAAUCGUGUUUCGGCGAAAGGCGAGGUCACUGUUUAGCAAAGUGUGUUAUUGUGGCUCGACUUGCGUAUGGGAUCAGAUAAGUUCAACAUUAUAGUACAAUAAAAUGAUGCGAAAAACGAGAAUUCGUAAACCUUUGCGAUUUCUGUUUUUUUGCAUCACAGAAUGAGGUUAUAUAAGUGAAACACAUACUGUAACACGCGGAAGGCAAGGAAGUACAAUUACAGAUUUUACAAACAGUUUCGACCUUAAUGGCGCAUAUGAUAUAAUUCUUUCGCGAGAAAGAAAAGAGGGUGUAUAAAAUGAAAAAAAAAUUAAUAAAAGAAAAAUUUCGCUACAGUCGCUGUGCACAGUGUUGAUAUUUCCAUUUGUGGGAACGAAGGUUUGUUGUUCGUGUUUUGAAAUGGAACGCAUCUCAAGUAUGAAAAUCAUAUUUUUGUAUUAACGAAAAAUAAGAUAUUCGACAUUACAUUCACUGGAGAUCUUGGAUUAAUUUGUUCUGAAAGCAAAAUCAUCAGUUCGUAAUUUGGAGAUGAAGUUCGAUUCAAAACUCGAGUAACGAAUUCGUUUCUGAGUAAUGAAAAUAUCCGUCGCUGGGCACUCUGAGAAUUUAAAGAAGAGAGAAUGAUAGAACGAAGUACUGCACGGAGAAGUGCGUAGUUACGGCGUGCGUAUAAAUAUUCCAGUCUCUUUCGGUUACGAGCCACAGUUCCGCAAGUGUAGAAUUUUGAACAAGUAAUGAGAGAAGAGGGAGAAAAAACGGAAUCCAUAAUGAAGGUAUAUUGACACGAGUGCAUACCCGGAUAAUCCAAAUGAGUAUAGACGAGGAUACGUAUGUAUAGACGCGAGAGGUUAAUAAUCCAAAAAAGAUAAAUCUUUCUCUUCAUGGACAAUGAUUAUGACGAUGAGCGAUUAUAAGUCGUGAGGUAAAAAAUAAAAAAUAAAGCGUUGACGACCUUUUCCUGGUGGAAGCCAAAAUCUGUGUAUCAUCGCGAGAUUUUUUCACAAUUCUUCGCGCGUCGCGCGCGCACGCGGUUAUAAACUCAUGUAUAACGAUUUCGAAAGAGUCACAAAAUCACAAUGAAAAUUCACACUCGCAGAGGAGUGAGAGUGUGAUGAAAAGGGAUUUUUCAACAGUUCAGGACCCCUUUUUCGGUGUAAAUAAGAGGCGAGCUAAAAAAUAUAACGGGCCAGCCGCGAAAAACAGCGCCGUGUUGUAAAGAAAAAAAAUUGUCCCCCUCCCUAGGCAAUGUUUUUAGGCUUGUGCGAAAAUGUAAUAGCCAUUGAUGCGCGGUGAGAUCGACGCGGAGUUGAGAAAAACACACCACGUUGAACAGAGAGGAUGAUGAGAAAAAAAACAGCAACAAAUUUAUUCUAGUCAUAAGGGAAAUGCGAAACGCGAAAAUUUGGAGCCUCCGUGGCGGCGCCGGCUCGAUCGUUCCAUCGUCCGCGGAGACAUUUGUAAGUAAUAUGUAGACCCUCGCGACUGACGACUUUCGAUAACUGCAAAAUUCUCUUCCACAAGGAGACGCAAAUUCACACACAUUGUAAAUAACCGCAAUCUUCGCGCCGCUCUGCGCGAAUGAGAAAUCGAGCAUUCGGUCCGGUCCGGCAUGCCACACGCGAAACAUGCACGAAAAAGCAACCAUCGAAAUUCGACGGAACGAAUCGUGCGAGCUGAAGCCACGCGGAGGUUCGCCUUAAAAUUAAGCUCUUAUAGGAAUUAUUAAAUGCUGGAAAAGGUGAAUGUGAGAGAGCAAGAGAGUGCGAAGAGAAAAAUUGCGUGCGAAUGUGCGAGAGAAGCGGGGUGAGCGAUAAACGAGCGAUAAUAUCGAGAUAUACGGGGUUGAGGAGAAGAAAAAUUAUUGCGAGAAUGUGCGAGAGCUUGAAUACGUGAGAAUUUAAAAAUAGAGAGAGAGAGAGAGAAAAAAAACAAAAUUUUACUACCAAGUGGACUAGAAUCGCAACCGAUGGGCAUUAUUAAAAGCGAAAAUAAAAUAAAAAAGCAUGAUGGAACGAUAAAGUUUUUCGGAGCGUUUUUUCCGAUAUGUGAAAUGGAGAAAAAAAUGCGUCCAAAAUUGUACCUAUUUUCAUUUUAUAAAUUAUAUAAAUAUAAAUAUAUAUAUAUAUAGAUAUACGACGACCUCCUAGACCGAUUAAACUAUUAUGUGAAGUAUAUAAUGUAAAAGGGUCAAAAGAAGAUUAUUGUAUCUAUAUUCAGGACUGACGCAGAUGACGAUAAUAAAUAUUGUACUCGAGUCGUGGUGAUUAUUGUAUAGUUAAGUCAAGAGAGUUAAAAACUAAGCAAAAAUGAGUGAAAAAUGGUAAUCAGAAGAGAGAUGAGAAAAAAACAAGGUGAAUCAGAUCACGCUUUUGGCAACGCGAAAAAGUUGGUAAAAAUGUAGUCGAGAUUAUUUACGAAUUCAUGGUUGUACAUUGUGUGUCAGAAAAAGCGAACCUUUCUUUCGUAUAUCCCCUUUUACGAACGACUAUACCGACAGCUGAAAAAAAACUAAUCUAGGAAAGAAAUACUAUAUCGAUGCUAAUCUAAAAUAAAAUGACGAAUGUUUGUAAAGGAAGGGCAGAAAUUUCGAAAAAAAGAUGUCGUAAUCAUUGGUGUACCUUGUUUCUUCUUUUCGUAUAAAUAUAUAUAUAUACAUUAUAAAUAGAUAUUCAUAAUUAUAUGGCGUACGCCUUUGGGCUUCGAUUCGCGACCAAAAUAAUAAAAUAGAUUACGGAACUGCGCAAUUACCGAACCUUCCCCUUUCGAAAAUUCUUCUACUCGGCCGCGUUUGGAAUGCAAGCGAAAUUCGCCUAAAAUUAAAAUGACAAUGUUCGAAUGAUUGUUGCAACUGAAAAGGGCAACGAAGGCUUUUGUAAUCGCAGCAGCUCCUCGCGUCUCGAAUCGAAGCAUCAGUAAACGAGAGAAUUAUAAAGAUCGAGAGAAAAGCAGAAAAAAGGGACGCAGCGUAACUAUCUCUCUCUCGGUGCAUUCUUCGAUACGAAGAAUUUCGGUUGUUUUUUGUAAAAAAAAAAUAAAAAUAAAAAUGAAAAGAAAAUAUGAUGAUAAGAACGUUAUACCGUACCCUUGUAAUAAUGCGACGCUGGAAGCCAAGAUAACACGAUAAAUACAGAAUAAUUAUCCUUUUGUUCUUUAUAUUAUAUCAUCCAUUGUUAUGAAGUCUUUGAAAUACGUGAAAGCAGAAGAUAAAAAAAUUGACUCUUCUUAUAUAUAAAGAAAAAAGGUAAAGACACGUGAUCCGUAUUUUUCACAUCGUUCAGUCUUUCACGUAAUAUUUGUACUUCUAGCGCGCGUUACGAUAUAGAAUAACAUUGCCUACGCAGAGAAGGACGACCGUCGGCCCAACUUUAUACAUGUACAAAAACUCGACGACACAUCAUUGUUAUUCUUCGACGCGAUGGUCGCCAGCUCGAUGAUUUUUUUAUUUCAACGAAUGAGAGUAACGAGUCUUUUGAAUAUUCAGAGCCGCGACCCUCGCGUAGGAGAAAUUCUGGAGAAGUAACAUCCGAAAAGUGUGAAAGCGAUAACGUACCAUCGACAUCCCCGCCAAGAAUAAGCAACUGCCGACCGACGGUCGUCGCUGUCGUAUCGCGGGCCACGAUGUCAAAUAUUUGUAAGAGAGCGAAGAAAAAGGCAGCGAGUUGUCAAAGUUGGUUAACACUUUUUCUUCGCUCUUACUCCCCUUGAUUCUUCCGUCUAACCGCAGCGGAAAAAAAUCUAUCGAAGGUCUUUUCUUAUUAUUCCCUCACAAUCAAAUCCUCUCCACACCUUUAUACACACGUUACGAAGAAGAAUGUGAAGAAGAAACGAAGAAAUGUUACAAACACUCCCAUUCCAAUCGACCGCAUUUCUCCCGUACACACGAAUAUAAUAUAAUAUAUAUUUCGAAAAAUUUUUUCAAUUUCCAUACUACCCUUGCCGCGUUCCCAUCCUUGUCGUCCAACUCCAAUCCCGUUCCAGCUCCAUCCCUGUUUCCUGUUACCCCCACGUUUCACGAUUCCUACCCGACUACCAGUGUGAAUGAAUGUUGAAAUGAAAAAAAAAAAUAAUAAAUUGUGUAAAAGGGAAGCAUCGAGCAAAGAACGACUAAAGCACAUAUUCGUCGGACCGUAGGGACAUUUUGCAUUAAUUGUGUAAACACGAGAACUUAAGGGAAAAAAUAAAAAAUGCAGAAGCGAAAACUAACAAAAAAAUAUUAAGCGUUGUACCAUGUGUACUCAUUUUAUUCUAUACACUUAUGUCGUCGAUCCCGCUCCUUUGUGUGACAUAGAUGUCGUCUCUUUUUUGUUGUUUCUCUUUUUUUAAUUUUCGUUUAAUUUAGCGUAGCUAUCUUUUUAUUUGUACAUGCCAUCUUCCGUUUUCAUUUUGACAAUUACAACAACAGCAUAUUAGAAUUUAUUUUAAGUGACGGCGCGUUAUUUCUGUGUUCGAGAUGCUAUGUAAUUAUGUUAUUAUACUUAGUUAUUAUUUUUAGUUAUUAUUAUUAAUAUUAUAUACUUAUUACCUAUUAUUAUACGCUAUAUAUACGAUUAGUUAUUAUGAUUUCAAGCCUACUGUUAUUCUUUUGCCACUGCUUGCAUCAUCGACGCUCAUUAUUGUGGUUAUAAAAUCAUCUUUACAUUUUAUUACUAUUAUUACAUUUAUUAUUUCUAUUAUUAUUACUAUUAUUAUUAUUACCUGGUACAAUAAAGAUUUACUAAGAAUAAGUCUCGUGCUUAACCUAAAUUUUCUGUUUGCAAUCAACCCCCCUCGUAGCAAGUAUCAUCGCAGACAAGAUACAGCAAGACUAUCGACACGUAUUGGCCUUAUCGCUCGUGACCUUUUCAUGCACGAGUAUCAUCGUUUGAUAUUUUAAAUCUUGCGCUCGUGGUUUUUAUUUUACUUUCAUAUAUUUCCACUGGAAACUGACAAGGUAAAUUAUUCAUCAUAAUUUUUUUCAGUAUAAUAUAAGACGUGAAAAAAUAUACGCGAUACAUUGUUCAUCGAUCACGCUUGACAUACGUUUGAAGAAAAAGUAUCAUUGUAAAACGUGGAAGGCUGUGAGUUUUUGUUGCCAAAAAGACAAUGCUGUCUGCGACUUCCGCACUCGCACAUUAUCCACCGUCACAAUGAACGCUUGUAAUAAUUCGAUGAGUCGAAAAAAAAACCUGAAAUCGCGAAAAACGCAAACUCUCCAGCCGGUAAUCGAGGAUACUUUUAUUUUCCGCGCAUCAAUGAUCGACGAAUUUUCCGCAUAGAGCGCACGCAAUGAAGUGCGCGAUCGAAAGAGAGGUCACAAGUCAAAUCGAGCCUAUUCCCCGAGACUUCAUUGAGUCCGCGCUCAGAGCCGACGUCGCCGAUUACACAUUUAUCCCACAACAAUAUCUGCCCGCUCGGUCGCACGCAACGCGGUAUCUUCGGCGCAGUCGCGCGAGCACGCGCCUCUGUGUCGCAACCCGGCAUGCCAGAGUCUCGCUCGCCGCCGGAGCCGCGAAAUUUUCAGUCAGUCGACAGCCGAAAGAGAGAAUGGGAUCACCGGCCGGCAUCACGAGGGCGCUUCGCUGUCUGCACAGCAAGUUGACGACCAAUAACGAGAGACCGCUGCUGAGGCUCUUCUCCGCGAAAGCUGCCGCCGCCGCCGAGCCCAGGAAGACCUGCCUCUACGACCUGCACGUCGACCACAAUGGCAAAAUCGUCGACUUCGCCGGCUGGCUGCUGCCCGUCCAAUAUCGGGAAGCAAUUGCGGCGUCGCAUCAACACACUCGCACCCACGCCUCGGUCUUUGACGUCGGCCACAUGCUGCAGACCCACGUGACGGGCCGCGACUCCGGCGAGUUCCUCGAGUCCCUCACCACCGCUGAUCUGCAGAGCCUCAAGCAGGGCAGCGCCGGACUGACGGUUUUCACGAACGACCAGGGCGGAAUCCUCGAUGAUCUCAUCAUCACCAAAGAUCGGGAUGACAAGUUCUUCGUCGUGUCGAACGCCGGCAGGAGGAACGAGGACACGGCGCUGAUGCUCAAGCGACAGAGCGAGAUGAAGGCUCAAGGAAAGGACGUGAACAUCCAGUUCUUGGACCCUCUCGAGCAGGGCUUGAUAGCGUUACAGGGGCCGAGCGCGGCGACGGUACUGCAGUCGCUGGUUCAGAUUGAUUUAACGAAGCUCAAGUUCAUGAUGAGCGUGGAGACGGAGAUCAAUCAGAAGCGCGUGAGAAUAUCCCGAUGCGGUUACACUGGCGAAGAUGGCUUCGAAAUUUCCAUUCCCGGAACGGACGCGAGGACCAUCACGGAGAUCAUUUUGGAGAAUCCUGACGUGAAGCUCGCGGGACUCGGACCCAGGGACAGCUUGAGGCUGGAGGCUGGUCUUUGUUUAUACGGCCACGAUAUCACCGAAGACACGACGCCCGUAGAAGCGACGCUUUUGUGGCUAGUCGCGAAACGUCGCAGAGCUGAAGCAAAUUUUCCCGGUGCCCAGCGUAUUCUCGAUCAAAUCAAGAACGGCGUGACGAAGAAGCGCGUCGGUCUGACUCUGAGUCAAGGUCCACCGGCACGUGAAAACGCGCCCAUCCUGACAGCAGCUGGUGAACGCGUGGGUAAAGUGACGUCGGGUGGACCCAGUCCGACCCUGGGUAAGCCCAUCGCCAUGGGUUACGUGCCCCUAGAACUGGCCAAGGCUGGCACAAACGUUCUCGUAGAAGUCAGGGGCAAGAUGUACAAAGCUGUGGUUACGAAGAUGCCGUUCGUUAAGUCUAACUACUACACAGACAAAUAGGAGGCGGCGCAGGCGACGAUUGCGCGAGAAGUAAGAUGUGAUUUGUUUGAAAAGUUGUGAAGUAACGUUUUUGAAUAGUUACUUACCUAUGGAUUAAGAAAAUUGUAUAUACAUUAACAUUUGUUCAACAACGAUGUGAAUAUUAAUGCUAAGUUUGCCAUUAUUCAAUUUGAUACUUGUUAAGAUUUUUAAUAAAUUUAUGAUGAUAAAAGUUGAAA
Nasonia vitripennis (jewel wasp) is the source of this 19639-nucleotide messenger RNA. Its product is annotated as aminomethyltransferase, mitochondrial. The coding region runs from base 17922 to 19421 and encodes 499 amino acids. The transcript is spliced from 5 exons. Gene Ontology annotation, cellular component: mitochondrion. NCBI's taxonomy places the organism in Eukaryota, Metazoa, Arthropoda, Insecta, Hymenoptera, Pteromalidae. Gene Ontology annotation, biological process: glycine catabolic process. The record is from RefSeq and is a predicted model, not a curated record. Gene Ontology annotation, molecular function: protein binding; aminomethyltransferase activity.